AUGAUUUUCAACAUCAAUCUGGAAACUUACAAAAAACUUAUUUCAACACUUGCCAUAUCAAACUCAAUCCUACAACAACCCAUCGACUAUAAAGCUGGUCUCACUAAAGCUAUAUCCCUCGGUGUAAAAAACGACACAGAUGGUCUUGGUGCAAAAUCUGGUGAAUGGGGAUUCGCUUGGUGGGAUCAUGUAUUCAACAAAACAUCUGCAUCGAUUCAAAUCAAUUCCGAUGAAGGUGAGGUAACAGUCCAAAAAGCAUCUCAGGCCGAACAGCGACAAGAAGAAAAGAAACUUCUUUACGGCUCAUUUGUAAAAAGUGAGAACAAGUCUGAAAAAAGUGAUCUUGACAAAGACUAUUCAAUCAAGGUAUCAGACAAGGAUUUGUUGCUUGCAUGCGAGGGUAGAACAGCACGAAAAGGUGCUCGGAUCUACCAGCCAGAAAAACCCCAAGUGCAACACAAUACCCUUACUACAGAGUUGGAGAAACAAAACCAAGACGCAUCUAAUGGCUGUAAAAGUAUAGAUCUGAUAAAAGAACCCACCGACACUAUCACUACAAGUAGUAAAAAAUCUAAAUCUAAACGGAGCAAAGCAGAUAGGCAGGACGAUAAAAAAAAGUCCAAGACGGCACACUCGUCCAAGCUCAAACGAUCACAAGCAGAUCUUAACCUAGAUGACCCACCCAAAAAGUCUAAAAAGACCAAAAAACAGAAAAGUGAACCCUAA
This is a messenger RNA of Batrachochytrium dendrobatidis JAM81, 726 nucleotides long. RefSeq lists its product as uncharacterized. The record is from RefSeq and is a predicted model, not a curated record. Bases 1 to 726 code for a protein of 241 amino acids. Gene Ontology annotation, cellular component: nucleolus. NCBI's taxonomy places the organism in Eukaryota, Fungi, Chytridiomycota, Chytridiomycetes, Rhizophydiales. The transcript is spliced from 4 exons.